GAGUAAAGUUUGGAGGCAUUGACCCCAAAGCCCCUCCUCCACCCGAGUCCCCCAGGAGCAUUCCAUGGCGGUUGGGCCCUGUCCUGCUGAAUGGAUCGGGGCCAGUUUUUGCUUAGCUCCAGAGCUCAGCAGCCUGCUAAGACACCCCGUUCUUUCCCAGACCUCAGGCCCAUGAUGGAAACUCCUCCAUCUGACAAAAGUAUUCAGAACAAGAAUGACACCCGCAGGCGCCCCGUGAAUCUGCGCCGGAGUUCUGUGUUGCCCUUGCAGUGGAGACUCACACACAGCCCCCGCUGGACAAGGCAGAUACUGGUCUCGGAGCUCAGCCUCGUGGCCUUCGUCCUGCUGCUGGUCAUGGUCUUCUCUGAGAAAUGGCUGCACGCCCCCGGGUGCCGUUUCCAUCAGUACCACCCAGCGAAUGUCAGCCACGGGAUCCACACCUCUAUCCACAUCAUGUCCUUGGGGCUCCUGCACAUCUGCAUAUCUGAGAGCUGUACCGAGUCAGACUAUGGGAAAGAUAGUUCUAAGAUGUGGACAAAUCAGCCCAUGUUUCAGGUGGCCAAGGUUGGCUUUUGCCUGGUCCUGGAGCUGGGGCUCGUCCUCACCAUUUGGUUGCACCUGUGUUAUCUGCCCCGCCUGAAGAAACUGCGUUUGUAUCGCUUGAUUGGGGUCAUCUUGAGCUGUGAAGCCACUUUCAUUUUCACUGCUCUCCUGUUGUUUGCUAUUAACCUCUGGACCUUUGAGCUGAAGAAGAACAUAUCCGUUCCUAUCGGCUGGAGCUAUUUCAUCGGUUGGCUGGUCUUUCUCCUGUAUGUCACUUGCGGGGCCCUUUGCUACUCCAACUACGUGAGCCACCCACUGCCCAGGGGCUUUGGCAGUACGUCCAGGGCAUCAUCGCCAGCUCACUGAGAGAACCUCCGAGUCGCCUUCUACCUCAGGCCGUUAUCCACCUGGACCUAAGCAGAAGGGUCUCUCCACCCAGCGCUGUCCAUUCUUGUAGAUCUCUCUCCUCAUCCUCACCCACAACCUUUGAACAGGCUGCAGCUCACCAGUGAGAACCCAGAAAAGGAGGAUUCGGGGCCGUCUUUGCCUGCCUCUUCCUUGUUUGUACCUUCACCUUGGGCAAUGUGGAAUAAACUGUCCAUCUCUUCUUUGUCA
This is a messenger RNA of Cavia porcellus (domestic guinea pig), 1158 nucleotides long. RefSeq names its product outer dense fiber of sperm tails 4 (gene Odf4). The record is from RefSeq and is a predicted model, not a curated record. Lineage: Eukaryota; Metazoa; Chordata; Mammalia; Rodentia; Caviidae. Gene Ontology annotation, cellular component: membrane. The transcript has 5 exons. The coding region runs from base 91 to 909 and encodes 272 amino acids.